Molecule: messenger RNA, 1136 nt
Organism: Zea mays
Lineage: Eukaryota; Viridiplantae; Streptophyta; Magnoliopsida; Poales; Poaceae
Product: tropinone reductase homolog At1g07440
Exons: 3
Coding region: 72-887 (271 amino acids)
Molecular function (GO): oxidoreductase activity
Source: RefSeq, a predicted model, not a curated record
AGCAUUACAUCCUUCCCAUCUGCACUCCACAAUCUACACGAGUCAAGAGAAUACAUAGUAGAGAGAAGAAGAUGGUGGCUGCCGGCAGGAACAGGGCGGAGCGGUGGAACCUCGCCGGCGCGACGGCGCUCGUCACCGGCGGCAGCAAGGGCAUUGGGUACAUACAUACAUACAUACAGCACGCGAUCGUCGAGGAGCUCGCCGGGUUCGGCGCCCGGGUGCACACGUGCUCGCGCAACGCGGCGGAGCUGGAGGAGUGCCGGCGGAGAUGGGACGAGAAGGGGCUGCAGGUGACCGUGUCCGCCUGCGACGUGUCGGCGCGCGCCGACCGCGAGCGCCUCGUGGCCACCGUGGGGGCCACCUUCGGCGGCAGGCUCGAUAUCCUCGUGAACAACGCGGGGCAGUCCCUGUUCAAGCGGACGGCCGAGUGCACCGGCGAGGACUACUCCCGGAUCAUGGCGACCAACCUGGAGUCGUGCUUCCACCUCAGCCAGCUCGCGCACCCGCUCCUCCGCCUCGCCAGCGGCGGCGGGGGCGGCAGCGUCGUGCACGUCUCCUCCGUCGCUGGCUUCGUCGGGCUCCCGGCGCUCGCCGUCUACUCCAUGUCCAAGGGCGCCCUGAACCAGCUCACGCGCAGCCUCGCCGCCGAGUGGGCCGGCGACGGCAUCCGCGUCAACUGCGUCGCGCCGGGGGGCAUCAGAACCGACAUCAGCAGCGAUAAGACGAUAGACCCAGAGCUGGCGAAGAGGGAGAUGGCGCGGGUGCCCAUGGGGAGGAUCGGCGAGCCGGAGGAGGUGGCGUCCAUGGUGGCCUUCCUCUGCAUGCCGGCGGCGUCCUACAUGACCGGCCAAGUCAUCUGCAUCGAUGGCGGCCGCACCAUAGCUUAGCUUGCUCUGGGGCUAGUUAGUCCCACUUCUCGCGUUCAUCAUGCAUGUAUGUAUGCGUACGUGACAAACCAGCUGCCGGCACACGUAGUCCAUUCCGUCUGUACAUUUGCGUGCACUGUGCUGUGAGGAUCAUGUUCUCGUUUUAAUUUGUAAUGAUCUACUUCAUUCCAUCGGCGGGAAUGCAUCUUGUAAUAAAAUAUAAUCUCGAUUUUUCUUGUGUGAAAAUAACUCUCAAACUAUUUGUUUCAA